ACACAGCUCCAGCGGUCCUCAGAUGCUCAGAGAGACGGAGACUCUGCUGCUCCUUCAUCCUCCGCCUCCUCCUCUUCCUCCGCUCCCACCGACCCGCGGCCUUCAUCACCUCCGCCACCAUCAUCAUCAUCCUCGGCAGGAGCCCUGACCCUCGCCCCGCCGGGUCGCCAUGGCAACGGUCAUCUGCACUCGAUUCACCGAAGAGUAUCAGCUGUACGAGGAGCUGGGCAAGGGAGCGUUCUCCGUGGUGCGGCGCUGCGUAAAGGUUCUGUCGGGUCAGGAGUACGCCGCUAAGAUCAUCAACACCAAGAAACUUUCUGCUCGAGAUCAUCAAAAGUUGGACCGUGAAGCUCGAAUCUGUCGACUGCUGAAACACCCCAACAUCGUUCGACUACAUGACAGUAUUUCAGAGGAGGCGCAUCAUUACCUCAUCUUUGACCUGGUAACAGGUGGAGAGUUAUUUGAAGAUAUUGUAGCCAGAGAAUAUUACAGUGAAGCUGAUGCCAGCCACUGUAUCCAGCAGAUUUUGGAGGCGGUGCUACAUUGUCAUCAGAUGGGCGUGGUGCACCGAGACCUGAAGCCAGAGAACCUGCUUUUGGCUUCCAAGUCGAAAGGAGCGGCGGUGAAACUGGCUGAUUUUGGCCUCGCCAUCGAGGUGGAGGGAGACCAGCAGGCAUGGUUCGGUUUUGCCGGGACUCCUGGGUACCUUUCUCCGGAGGUUCUGAGGAAGGAUCCGUACGGGAAGGCAGUAGACCUCUGGGCCUGUGGUCAGAUUGUGUUCUGUUCCGUCCUGCUGGUUGUGUUGUCCUCUCUCAUGUGUAACUAUAGUUUCCCCCCAGGUGUGAUCCUUUACAUCCUAUUGGUCGGUUAUCCUCCGUUCUGGGAUGAAGAUCAGCAUCGUCUCUACCAGCAGAUCAAAGCUGGAGCCUACGACUUUCCUUCUCCAGAGUGGGACACAGUGACUCCUGAAGCCAAAGAUCUCAUUAAUAAGAUGUUGACCAUCAAUCCAGCUAAAAGGAUCACAGCAGCUGAAGCACUAAAACACCCCUGGAUCUCUCAUCGUUCCACCGUGGCGUCCUGUAUGCACAGACAGGAGACGGUCGAGUGUCUGAAAAAGUUCAACGCCAGGAGAAAACUAAAGGGAGCGAUCUUGACCACCAUGUUGGCCACCAGAAAUUUUUCCGGAGGAAAGAGUGGAAGCAACAAGAAGGCCGACGGCGUCAAGGAAUCAUCUGAGAGCACAAACACCACGAUCGAAGACGAAGACACCAGAGUGAGGAAACAGGACAUCAUUAAAGUCACUGAGCAGCUCAUUGAGGCAAUCAGCAACGGAGACUUUGAGAGCUACACUAAGAUGUGUGAUCCGGCUGUGACUGCGUUCGAGCCUGAGGCGUUGGGGAAUCUGGUCGAAGGCCUGGACUUCCACCGUUUCUACUUUGAGAACUUGUGGUCCAAGAACAGCAAGCCAGUCCACACCACCAUCCUGAACCCGCACAUCCACCUGGUGGGCGACGAGGCCGCCUGCAUUGCCUACAUCAGAGUGACGCAGUACAUCGAUGCCAACGGGACACCUCGCACCGCCCAAUCAGAGGAGACCAGGGUGUGGCAUCGCCGCGACGGAAAGUGGCAGAUUGUCCAUUUCCACCGCUCAGGCUCCGCCUCCACGCUCAGCAACUAACUUCCAAAGUGGGCGGGGCUUUGAUGGGGCCACCGUCGCCUUGACUACAGAUUGAUUGACAGCAGGCCAGGCGUCUGACACCAACCAAUCCGGAUUUUGUUUGAGAAGAUUGAUGAGAACAAAACGGCGGAGGAGACGACGGGCCGGAAACCACAUCAUCAAUCAAUCAAUCAAUAAUCAACUUGCCAACCCCUUCUCAGCUCGUUUGAACGUCAGCCACGCCCCCCUCAUGAUCAGCCAAUCAAAUCUUUUGUUGUAGUCUAGCUGCACACAUGGUAAUAACAUGUGGAAACCUUGUAUCUCCAGCUUUUCUUCCUCUGCAGGUUCAGGAGGUUUAAGCAGGACAAACAUCUGUUGACACCACAGCAUGAACAUCUGGCCAUCCAGGAGGUGGUUAGCAUAGCUUAACGUAAACAGUUGAAACAGGGGAAAACUGUUAGCCUGAUUUACAUGAUGUUAACUAAAGUAGAAAAACUGCUAAUUUCAGAUGUUUGGACUCAAAGUCACAUUUAGUUCUUACUUAACCUUUUAGUUCGAGCGUUAGCUAUCUCGUUAGCUAGCUUGUUAGCUUCACCUAAAUCACCUUUAAUCAGCUAAAACUGACUUUCUUUAACAAUAACAAUAAUAAGUGUGGGCUCUGUGUUCUAGUCUUCUGGGAGAUACAAGGUUUUCAACAUUUCUGUUUUUAUCUGCAGAGUCCAGGAGUUGCCCCUGUCACUAAUAAUAAUCGAUUAUCUCAUGAUCACAACUAGAAGACGAACCAGAACAAACUCCAAGUUUUUAUAUGAUGUUUUAAUAUUUUCAUUUUUUACAUCUUUAACGGAACGUUUUAAAUGUGAAUAAUUACCACAAAACAGUAAAAUAUCCGUUUCAAACAGCUAAAUAUUAGGCAGACUUCGUGUUUUAUUCUCACCAGUCGUCAUGAAUCAUUAGAGUCCAAGUAUUACCCUCAGCCUCAGACCCUUUUAAAACCCUUGGGCUUAUUUUUUACGGUCCGAGCACCACGUUAUUAUUAUUAUACUUUAUUCGUCCGCAGAAAGAAAGACAUUUUUGAGGCCCUAAAAAUAUUUGAAAACUCUUGAAAAUUUGCUCCAAUCUGCCUGAAACUUUACAUGUGUGAUCAGAGUCCGGCCUUCAUCAGGUACAUCGGUCGAAAUCUACUUUCAGUCACAGCACCACCUGGUGGACAUGAUUGGAUUGGCUGACUAGUACGGAUGCAAGGACUCGUUCAACACUACUUGCAGGUUUAAUUAGUCUUUUUCAGUCUUUGUCCGUCUUUUGAAUUGUAAUUUUGGUGGCCUAAAAAUACUCAAAAACACGUGUAAAUUUGCACACACAUCAGGACCGACAAUAAAUUUGAUAUUUACGGGAAUGGCACACAUGUGAACAAAAAAUGGCUCAAUAGCAACCCCUGCAAAUUUUCAAACUUUUAUUACGACCAGUAUGUAUGACUUAGACUUAUGAAGUUUGGUACACAUAUGGAACUCAUCAAGAUACACGAAAGUGUGUUUGACAUCCAUGCCCAAAACACCACAGGAAGUCGACCAUUUUGAAGUAUGUGUCAUAUUUUGGACCAAUUUUUGCACAUUUUCAAAAGCUAUAAACUCAAACACGGUAACCCCGACAGAGCUGAAAUUUGGCCAGGAUGUACAGCAGGCAUGGGUGUUCUUAUUGAAAUGCUCCACAAAAUUCUGACGGCUGGUGGAAUUUUGACGUUUUGCCGUGGAACCGGAAGUGCUGCGUAACUACUCUGUACAUGCUCCAAUCUGCCUCAAACUUUACAUGUGUGAUCAGACUCCAAUCCUGAUCACAUCCAUAGGCCAACAUACACUCUCAGUUGCAGUGCCACCAGGUGGACAUGCGUGGGAUAGCCAAGCCACAAGGAUGCGAGGACCCGACCAGCGCUACUUGCAGCUUUAAUUGGACCAUUCAGCGCUGCUUGCGGUUUUAAUAUCUGUUUUCUUUGGCUUUAACACUGAAAUAUAAAUCAUUUCUGUAAUCUGAAAUUAUUCUUUGAAAAGCAGCAAACUGUUGAUUUUUAUAACCGUUUUUGACCUCAGUUCAUCUCGCACUAGAUGCUAUAAAUAUAAAAGUUUUCAGACACUAUAAAUGUAAAAGUUAUCUUCAGGUGUUGUGAUCUUGAGAUGAUUCAGGUUCUCCUGGACUCUCAGAUUCUUUCUCUGUAAUAUUUAAAUUGUACAAGUGAUGAGGUUUGGACGCUCAUCUCUCUGCUUCCAUCGGAGCGCCAGAGGCUUCCAUUGCUGUCUGAGAUCUUCCAUGAACCCCCUACCCCGUUCUAACGAGCAACCUUAACGAAGUACAUUAACAAGGAACCUUAACGAGCUGUCUGCCUGCACUUCAUUGGAGAAGAAACUUUAUCAUUCAGAGUUUACAGAGAGAUUUAACAGAAGGCAGUUUACUGGAAGAGGAAGAAGUAAAUCAAAAUAAAGGAGCUCAGGAAAAUGGAGGUCGUUUAGUUUCAGAAUCCAAAAUAAAUUCAAUCAUUUCAAACUUUAAAUUUAGGAAAACAUGACAAUUAGACGGGAAUUCAUCAACUGACCUGUUUCUGGGGGACGAACAAACUGACUUGAACUUUAGAAUUUUCACAUUAAAACGGCAAAAAAAGACUCGCAUGACGCUCAGACAGCCAAUCAGAAUCACCCGUCUGACCAGAGUCUGUUGAGAUAAAGUACGGAGUCCCAGAAGUGACCAGACUCACUGACAGGUUUUAAUCAAUACAAAAACAUCCUCUGUGUAUCGAUUAAAACGACAGAAAACAUUUGAAACCAUCUGAACUUUUAAUGCAGAAGCUGAACACUUUCAGAGGUUUGAGUUUUGACCAGUUUGUCCCCUCCGGGCCUCCGUACUGCUGAUAUCCGGCCUCCCGCUGUGUCGGGGUGUCGGCGGUGUGAAACCUCAUAUCUCCGCCAGGUUUUUGUUGUUGUUGUUGUUUUUUGGAGCCUUAAUGAUCUAAUAACUCAGAGUUUAACCUUCAACAUUAAAGCUGCAUCUUGGAUUGUGAAGUGAAAUAUUAACCUGCUCAGAGUCUCGGUGUUUCUUCAGGAGAUAUGAGGUUUUGUUUGGCUAUCGCUGGACUUCUGCAGCUUCUUUUCUUCCUCUUCAGUCUUUAUUUAUGUACAGAUUCUGUGAUUUUACUGCAUGCUGGACUUGACUUUGUGUUUUGUGUUUUUUGGCUGCUUCGCGCUCCGACUCGGACUAGGUUAGCGUGACUAGCAUCCCUCAUUGGGAGCAGUGGUGUCUGCUAGCCACAAGCUAACAAAAUGCCAACACCGCGGACUUUGAUAUUCUGCAACUUUUGAGCCGUUGUGUUCGUCUCAGAGGCUUUAAGCAGCUUUUUACCGUCGGGAGAAUGUAGAACUUUGUACAAUCUGAUUCUUACUAUGACUUGGGAUGUUAUUACUCUGAUAUAUCGCGUUUGUAUGUGGAAGCUUUGUAAUGUUGGAUCGGACUUGCUCGCGUUGUGUGAAUCCACUUUGUGCAUUAUGAGCUUUUUGACUUCUGUUAGUAUGAGAAGUAUUUUAGAGUGUGAACCGCUGAAUGUGUCGCUUCACCGCUGCUUUUAUUUACUCGACAUCUGGGCACCGUUUGGCUCCUGCUCGGCAACACUCAAAGUCCAGGAGGCCGAACGUCGAAUGGCUUUGGUGUUUUAGUGCAGCUGUUCUCAUCACUGGGGUCAUUCCAGAACUGGAGGACAGGUCUGAAAAUAAAGCAGGUUUCUGCUCCAUAUUGAUCAAUAAUAGGUACUGAUUGUCUCAUUUUUAUUCCAUGUUUCUGUGUUGUUGCUAACCCUACUCUAAUCCAUGCUAAUGUGAUCUUUUUCUCAGCAGUAGAAGCUAGAUAUUUAGCUAGCUGUUACUGCUGACCACUGAUGGAAAACAGUCCAAAGAAUGAGUCUGAUCCUGAUAAUAUGAGGUAGAGAGAGACGUUCAAUCAAGGCUGACAAUGAAAACGACCAAAACUACAAAAUGUGACACAAAACGGCAAAAACGUCAUCAACAGGUUCUGCUAACAUGUUGUGUGAUACGUUCAAUGUAUAAUAAUUAUUUAAAAAGUUAUGUUGACUAAAGAUGGGCCUGGGAUCUUUCUGCAUGGAGUUUGCAUGUUCUCCCUGUGCAUGCGUGGGUUUUCUCCGGGUACUCCGGCUUCCUCCCACAGUCCAAAAACAUGCUGAGGUUAAUUGGUUACUCUAAAUUGUCCGUAAGUGUAAAUAUGAGUGUGAUUGUGUGUCUGUAUAUGUAGCCCUGUGACAGACUGGUGACCUGUCCAGGGUGUCCCCUGCCUUCACCCGAGUCAGCUGGGAUAGACUCCAGCACCCCCCAUGACCCUAGUGAGGAUAAAGCGGUGGAUAGAGGAUGGAUGGAUGUUGACUAAAGAAUGUUCUCAUAAUUACAGAGAGAUCAAUGAAAAGUAAAACCAAAAAACAGUAGAUUUAAAUUAGAUUGUGUUUUAUUAGAGUAACAGAUCAGUCAUCAGGGGGGUGGACAAGAGAAAAAUGGAUUUUAGAAGAACUCCAGACUUUUUUUUGUUAUUUUAAAGGUAUUUCAAACAUUCUUUUCUCCUAGUUUUUAUAGAUUUGGUCUCAGGACAAGAACAUUUACACAACUACUGAUGUUUUAGGGUUUUCUACAUGGAUUAUUUGACGUAGAACGUUCUCCAGUUCUGGUUCUGUUUAUAGUUCCUGUCUUUCGGCCUCCUAGUCUUUGAGCUGCAGCGUCGGGACUCCAGGGGACGCUGUGAGUGAAUGGCUGUUUUCUACCGUAGAUAAUCCGUGUUUUCUAAACUCACUCUGACCUUUGACGACACUUGAAAGUAUUUAGUGGAAAUCUCCGGGGAAAACGUUCCUGCGAAUAUCUGAGAUGUCAUUUUUUUACAACUUUAUUGGUGUUUAUGCUUGAACCAGUAGAUUUGAAACGUUCUCCAUCAGCUGUGAUGUUUGUUCCUGUGAGGCUCAACAGCUUCUUUAGCGGACGACGCUAAAGACUCAGCAGGUCGGAAGUUUAUGUUCUGCACCUUCGCCUGCGGCUCUGAGCGCGCUCAGUACAGGACGCUUUUCUACUGACGUGACGGGAAACAGAAGGACGGACUUCCUGUCACCAGCAGGAGGAGAACCUGUUAGCAUAGUUAGCUGCUAACAUUAGGAGGCAAAUAAUGCUAACCUCAUUGGUCCAGGAUGGACUUCCUGUUGCCUGCAGGAGGAGAACCCAUUAGCAUAGUUAGCUUCUAACACUAGGAUGGCCCGUUAGCAUAGUUAGCUGCUAACAGUAGGAGAACCAGUAAGCAAAGUUAGCUGCUAACACUAGAAUACUAAUAAUGCUAAUGUCAUUGGUCCAGGAGGGACUUCCUGUCACCUGCAGGAGGAGAACCCGUUAGCAUAGUUAGCUGCUAACACUAGGAGAACCCAUUAGCAUAACUAACUGUUAACGCUAGGAGAACUUGUUAGCAUAGUUAGCUGCUAACACUAGGAGAACUUGUUAGCUGCUAACACUAGGAGGACUUCUUAGCAUAGUUGGCUGCUAACACUAGGAUAACCCAUUAGCAUAACUAACUGUUAACGCUAGGAGAACUUGUUAGCAUAGUUAGCUGCUAACACUAGGAGGACUUCUUAUCAUAGUUAGCUAGCUGCUAACACUAGGAGAACACAUUAGCAUAGCUAGCUGCUAACACUAGGAGGCUAACAUGCUGUUUCCCGUCCGGUCGCUCUGCAGAACCAAUAAUCAGCGAUCACUAAUCGAUUUGGGGCUUUUUUACUCUGCUGUGGUGUUUCUGCUGCAUGCUCGGUGUGGAACUGUGAGCGUGAGUGAGAGAGAGGCUUUCUAAUGUCUUCUUUUGAACUUUUCAGUCGUUUUAAUCUUCUUCUUCGUGUUCAAAGUGUUUCUGUAAAUAAACUGAGGUGGUCAAAUGCU
Molecule: messenger RNA, 7602 nt
Organism: Acanthochromis polyacanthus (spiny chromis)
Lineage: Eukaryota; Metazoa; Chordata; Actinopteri; Pomacentridae
Gene: camk2a
Product: calcium/calmodulin-dependent protein kinase II alpha
Biological process (GO): protein phosphorylation
Cellular component (GO): cytoplasm; neuron projection
Molecular function (GO): calcium/calmodulin-dependent protein kinase activity; ATP binding; calmodulin binding
Source: RefSeq, a predicted model, not a curated record